AUGGGUCUUCCAUUGUAUCAGCCUCCGGAGAAAGUCGAGAAAAAGACCGAGGAUAAGAAGGCCAAAGAGGACGACGAGUCAUCCACUGGCGGCCUCAAGCACAGUCUCCCCGGUCUGGAGACUAUGAACCCGCAGACUCUCCGAGACAUCAUCAACUCCAGCAUGAACCAGCGGGCUCAAGAGUCCCAGCUCCCUGGCAGCCAGGUUGACGGCGACCAAGAGAACAGCUGCACCGCCGAUUAUUACAACGGCAACUGGGGUCUCUGGGUGGCGCCAUAUCAGAGAGGCCAAGUCGCACAGCGCCUUCGCUCGGGUCAAUCUCUCAAUCGAGCCCAGCGUCCCACUCCCCUGAGGCGUGAGAACGCAUCGACGAACCGCUCCACCAUCGCACUCACUAAUGCCGCCUACUACGACCCUGACAACCAUGUACGUCACUUGCUGCCGACGAUCCCUGACGUUGAGGAAGAAGGGGAAGAUGAUGAAGAGGAACUCACCUCUCUCCAAAGAAUGCUGCAGCCCGCAAUGUCGCUGGCAGUAAUGUUCGCGCGCCACGAGAUGCUGAUGCUGAUUACGACUCCUCACCUUCGUAGUCGAUUCACACCCACCCUUGCCCCAUGCGAGGAGAGCACCGAGGAGAUUGACGACGGCAAAAACGAGGCUGAGCUUCGUGACUGGGAUUUUCUCAAUGCACUCGACGACCUCGAGUGGGAUCGGUGCGAUGACGACAACCAGUAA
Molecule: messenger RNA, 735 nt
Organism: Pyricularia pennisetigena
Lineage: Eukaryota; Fungi; Ascomycota; Sordariomycetes; Magnaporthales; Pyriculariaceae
Exons: 1
Coding region: 1-735 (244 amino acids)
Source: RefSeq, a predicted model, not a curated record